AAAACAGGUUUGGUCUUUGGAACCGAGAAAGAUGUUACAGCAGAACUAUGGCUUUGAGCCAGGUGUGUUGGUGUAUACCUUUAACCCCAGGCAGAAACUGAUUACUCUCUGUGAGUUCAAGGCCAGCCUGGUCAACAUAGAGAGUUUCAGACUAACCAGGGCUGCAUGAUGAGACCCUGCUUCAAAAAUCAACCAACCAAAAAAAUAGAAGAACAAUUGCUUCAGGGAGUGUAUAGACAGCGAAGGGAAAUUGAAGGAAAAACAGAAGUAUAAUAGGUAAAAAACAUUGUUGCUUAAACUUAAAGCAAGCCGGCAUCAUUACCAAUUGUAAUAACAUGAUAUAGUGCAUACUCAAGCUUGGGAGAUUUAAAAAAAAAGGGGAGUGUCAGGAACUGCCAUCAUUUAGAUGAGGUUUUUAUGGAUGACUAAGAUGGCAGAUGUGGAAACUGAGAUGAACAGACCGUAACUUGCUGUGCAAGAGAAAUAACAGAGGAGAGGAGGCAGUGAUGGGCAGGCCACAAUCUUAGGUGAUGUGAAUAGAGAAGACCCCAAGGAGAAGUCCUUAUGAGCUAGUGCUAGAAACAAAGAAAGGGAGAGAGUGAAUUACAGUCAUAUUUGGAGAAAACGCCAUGCAGCAUGAAAAGUUGCUGCAAGGGCCGUCUCUAAGAAGCCUGCUUGCUAUGUUAAAGUCUUCAGGACAGUCAUGGCUGGACAAGAGACAGCAAAGGGAAAUUGAAGCAGAUGGAGUUAGAGAGGUAUCAUUGUGCGGCAAUGACUGAUGAGGGAGCAGAUUAUUUGGACCUCGUGUGCUGUCUCAAAGACUAUGGUCUAAACUUGAGUGAAAUGUGAGAUCAUUAAAUGAUUUUGAGCAGAGAAAAGGUAAGACCUGAGUUUGUCUACUGAACAUUUUCCCAGCUGUGCUUUCAGAAAUACUUUAGAGGGAGUUGAAGGCAGAGAGUUGAAGUAUAUUGGACUCUUGAACACACGCACGCACACAUGCACGCAUGCAUGCACACAUGCACACAUACAUACACAUGCACGCACACAUGCACAUACAAGUUAUUUUCUUAGGAAGGUUUUGGUAGUGAGAGAGGUUUUAUGAAACGGAUACUAUGGUAUAGGUAAGUAUGACUACACUGGUAAUCCAUGUUGGUAGCCAGUUCAAAUGUGACGAUAUGAAAGGACAGUCAAUGGAAGGGUCCUUCACUUGCCUUUUGUGGAGAAUGAGAGACCCAGAAAGCUCUCCAAAUGGGGAACAGUGAACCCAUAGAACUCUUAUCUCAUUUGGGGGCUCAAAUUAGAACUCAGAAAACUUGCUUGGGCUCAUCUUCCUAUAGUUUUUAGUGCCGUUUCCUUGUAUGAAUUCUCACCAUUCUUUACUUUUCAAUGAAAUGCCUAAUGACAUCCUAAAAACUUGCUGUGAUGAGCUCUCUCCUUCGCCAAGGAGGAAAAGUCCUGGGAAUGCACAUUUCUCACAACUGCUGCUGCUCAGAGUGUGAGGGAAGUGUUCCCACACUGUUUCCAUUACUUCCCUCUCGGAAUUCAUCCAGUCUUCAUGAACUACUUUUAUCUCCUUUAGUGCAACCAGACUCAAUUCAAAAUAUCUGUUUUACAAGGUUUUCAUCUGCCCACUCUUGUGAGCUUAUUGAGGACAAGAAUUGUGUCUCAUAUCCUAUCAAUCACUUUUCUCACUGAACAGAAGAUAGACCAUAUCUUCAGAGGCCCCUGCUCCUCUGCCUGCUGCUCUGCUGUCUUGCAGCACAGCUGGUUCUUCUCCCAUCAACAGUGAGGAUCACUUACAGAACAACGACUUUAACUGGGAAAACGCACCUCAUCCAAACAAUCCCAUAAGACAAUGCUGCUAGGGACAUUUUUUCUGUUGUCAAAUGGUUUGCAGAGGCAAGAGCUCUCUUCUGUGUGAGUCCAAACCUGAAGGUGCUGCAUAGUAAGGAAACACUGUAAGCACCCCUCAAAAACAACCCAGCCUCAUGGAGAGAAACCAGGAAGAAACCCCGAAGGCCAGACUCCUCUACCAGGAAGUCUGCUUGGCAGCUCAGCGACUCGAUUUCUUCCUUCAAAAAGGAAAUGCCCACAAAGAAGUGUUCAAGCCACACAUCCUGGCUCUCAGAGAGAUGGUUCAGCAAGCCUGCAUUAGACUCAUGUUCCUACAUCCGGUGGUUUAUGGUAGGAAGGCUGAAGAGCUCUUAUGGAGGAAAAUGUACUCUGAUGUUGUCAUGCUGCUCAUGAAGACCAAUAAGAAACAAAUGGACACUUUCCAACACUGGGGAGGGCCCCUACAGGCUCACCUGAAGGCUGGCCUCAGGUUCUAUGAGCAUCUCUUCCUGUUCCUUCAGGGUCACUAUGAGCUGAGGUUACAGAGCUACAUAGACUGGCCUCACAGCGCUAUCCACUUGAUUGGCUGUAAGAAAGUGGGACCCACACCAGCAGAAGAGGCUUCCUGGGCCCGCAUGGCCUGUCAUCGCUGCCUGCUCUACCUGGGGGACUUGUUUCGCUAUCAGCACGAAUUCCUAGACCUGGCCACCAAGAACUUGGCAGAGAGAUGCUAUUACAGAGCCUUGUCAGUGGCCCCACAUAUGGGAAUGCCUUUCAACCAACUAGGCGCUCUCGUGGGGAGUAAGUAUUAUGACCUCGAAGCCACCUACUUCUAUCAACGCUGUCUCCACUCUGAAGUGCCUUUUAAAGGAGCCGCUUGGAACCUCAAACGGCUCUAUGAUCAUGCCGGAAAGAGGUACAGUUGUCUGAAGAGGUACCAGGGAAGGAAACUGACUCAUCGCCAGAGGCAGUGUUGGGACAACAGAAGGCUUCUGGUUAGCUUCCUCUACCUGCAGAGUCUCUUGCAGCCUAAGAGGAAAUUCAAAGCCGCAAGGCUGAUAGCCCUGUGCCAACUGGUUCUCGAAGACUUUCGUCUCUGUCUUUCCUAUCGGCCCUGUCAAUCGGGCCUAUGCCAGGCUUCCCCAGAAGAGAAACCUCCUAAAGGGUAUCUGUUUCUCCCGGACUUCCUCAUCUUCCACAUGGUGGUUCUUUGCCUCAUGAAUGUGCACAGCCUGAGGAAAUCAGGCUCCAAACAGCAAAAACCAGCUGUCAUCUUCACCUUGACUCUUUUCUCUCAUCUACUACAACAUGUGAACACGCGGAUCCAGGCUGAGCUGCAGAGGAGGAAGCUGAAUCCAGAAGUGGCUUCUUCCGGCGAUGGAUGCUGGGAGAAAGAGCCUGGGAAGCAACAUCAAGAUUUUCCAUCGCCUGAGCUCCAGAACAGCCACCCUCAGAAAAGCCACGGGUGGUCUGGCAUUUCUAGGGAGAGCGAGGCCGGUUUUCAUUCUGAUUACGACUCAGAUGAGACAGAGGAAAAGGAAAGCUCAUCCUUAAGUUCCCAGGUCCAAUCAGACACAAGCAGUGAAGAAGCAUCCCACUCAGACACCACAGAUGAAGAAGGGACUGGCCCCUUGGGUUCAGAUGCAGUUCAGAAAAGCAGAGGUACAUCCAAACCUAAAGCUGCUCAUUCUAGAAACACACUGAAGUCGUACAUACCUCCCGACAGUCUCCUCGAUCUCUUGAAAACAACUCUAUCCUCUAGUCUGCCAGCUCCUUUGAGCCAAAAACUCCAAGGAAAACAUGGCUUGCCCUUGGCUUCCGUCUUUAGUCAUAACGUUCUGACACCUCAGUCUGAGCCAAGGCCUGCUGUCAGCAGUUCUUUGUGCACUGAGGGUGAGAUGAGCAGCUUUCCUGAUGCAGAGUUCUACACGGAUUCCUCUCGGGAGCAGAAGCCCUCCAUUUCCCAGGACAACAACCUCCAGACCACUCAAUGGAAACUGGACAUUCUUUCUGCAGAGGGACUGUUGCCUACCAUCAAGGUGAUCCUGAGCUGGCUCCGCAGCAAUCACAGCAUCCUCUUGUCACACUGGAGGAGUGUAUUUAGCUUGUGGGACCACCUCUGUGUGUUGCUGAACCUGUUGCCCUCAGUGGGAGACCUUCAGCAUCCAGGUCUUGGCCUGUCUCACCAUCUCCAGGAGUUGCUGCAGAGCUGUCGAUGGCCACACACUCCCAAGUACCUUCAGCUCCCUGAGGACAUUGCCAUGUUCCAGCAGCCUCCUCCUCAAAUGUCUCAGGAUAGGGUAGGCUUAGGGCAGGAUCCACCUCCCCUCACCAACCAGGAGGAAGUUAUCGUCCGUAUCUGUUUCUUCAGAAAUUUUGGUCACUUUGCAACUAGACUCCCCGGACAGUUCUUGAGCUUUGAUUCUAAGCUGGGUGUCUUUGUGAGCAGUACCCUUGAAAGGUCAGAAGAUCCACCACAGCAGCUUCCAAGAACAGCUGCACGAAUCAGGUUUUCCAAAGACAUAGUCCAGCUUUGGCUUCAGAGGGAAGUGGCACUGCUAGAGAAGACCCUCCGAGGUCCCCAGACUCGGUCAGUGUUGACCCCUUACCUCUUCCCUGACCCCAGGGCCCUCUGUGAGCAUCUUUCAGUGAUACAGAAACUAGCCACUAGUGCUAAGUUUUUUCUUAUCAUACCCAAGGUUGUGGUUGACACACUGUACAUCCUAAAAUGGGAGGAUCGCAGAGCCUUGGCUGCCAUCACUUUCCUAGAAGAUGAGUUAAAGAGAAGGAACCAGUACAUUCUCUGCCAGUCCUUUGUGUCCAAGAGGUUGGUGAGGCCCAGGAUGACUAGACAAGACUCUGAUGCCUGGGACCUCUAUAAUAUUCUUGAGUUCUGCAAAAGUCUGCUGGACUCUUCCAGGCCAGGAAUAUUGGAUCCCAGCAGCAUGGUGACUAUCAUUACUGGUGUCUGUUUGGAUCAUCCUAGGAAUUUCUCAUACCCACUGCAGUUGGUACUGGGGAUGGCAACAGAAGCUGGUGUGGAAAUCAAGAACAUCCUGAACUUCCACAAAGAAUGGAAAGUGAUCAGUUGACAUGUUCACAUCUUCCUGCCCCUGGUCCUUCAGUGCUUAUUGCUCAAAUUCAGUGUGUUUCUUUGUCAUAAGCACCUAAUGCUGAGGUAGGCAGUGUGUACUUGAGUAUUUGUGUCUACCUGUCGGUAGAAUGUAGUGUGUCAGCUUUCAGAGGCCUUCCUGUGUCCUCCGUCUUAGCUCUGUAUUAUGCUUCCUCUGAUAUAAAGCUCAAGAUUAACUUAUUGUUAAGUGAUCUUAUGGCAAAGCAGCAAAUUCAGACAUCACUUCAGUGUCCAAAUACAGCUUCGUGGAUGGUCUGUGAUUUACUUAGCUCUGUUUUGUGACACACGACUUUUAUGUAUAUUGUUUUGUUAUGGUGGGGCCAGGUCUGCUAUUGAAGGCAUGUCUCUGCCAUCUAUGAAACUCAAUAAAUAUAAAGUUAAAAAUUUCA
Molecule: messenger RNA, 5355 nt
Organism: Peromyscus californicus insignis
Lineage: Eukaryota; Metazoa; Chordata; Mammalia; Rodentia; Cricetidae
Product: nonsense-mediated mRNA decay factor SMG5-like
Exons: 5
Coding region: 1989-4925 (978 amino acids)
Biological process (GO): nuclear-transcribed mRNA catabolic process, nonsense-mediated decay
Cellular component (GO): telomerase holoenzyme complex
Molecular function (GO): telomerase RNA binding; telomeric repeat DNA binding; protein binding
Source: RefSeq, a predicted model, not a curated record